UCUCAUUUCGAAAUCAGUAAUCGUCGAGAACGGUACGCAAGCGACCAUUUUUCUUCGAUACGAUACGAAACACACCGAAAAAAAAAGCGAUAGAAUAUUUCUCUUCUCCUGGAAGUUGAAGGUGUUUGGUUUUUCCGAGAAUUGUGCAAUUUUUUUUAGUUUCGUUCGUCGCGGAAAAUUUAAUCGCUGGAAUUUUUGCACCUUUUCUCGAGGCCGCGGUCUGUGGUUCACUGUGUGUGUGUAUGUACGCGUUUGUGCAUGAUAAAGGCGGUGUUUUGUUUUGUGCGCGACAAGUGUCAGUGGAGCACGUGUGUGAAUCGUUUGCAUUCGCACACACCUUUCUCCACCCACUUGUGUGUUUGGGUGGCAAAUCCGUUGAAGCAAAAAAAAAAAAGGGAAAAAACACUGAAAAUACUCACGCGUUCAAAUUGUUUCGCAUGAGUCACUCGCGGUGGCAGCAGCAUUGACGGGGCCAGAGAACAAAAGGCGCGUUUUUUUUGAACGCAAGUUCGCAGAUAAGUUGUGCUUCUCUCUCUCGAUAAUCGUAUUUUUUGCGUAUUUCGAUUGCGCGAAUCAUUGCGUUCUCGCUCGUUCCCGAUUGGUGGAGAACAAAAACAAAACACGCGUCGCUGCUGUUGUUUGUGGGGCGAAUGAGGGUAAUUGGGAAAGGAGUGAAGGAGUAGAAGAAAACAUAAGUUUUGUGCAACGAGGCCAGUGUACAGAUUCUCGGAUAAAGUGAAGAAAGUCGAUUUGAGUUGCACGUGUUGAAGCGUCGAAAAACAAUCGAUUUGAAUUUGGAGCACCCCUCGGCGCCAUAUUUGUUUUGAGUGUUGUGAGUGUGCAACAAGCAACAACAACAAUAACAAAAGACGUCACAGCAGGCGCUGAUAAGAGGCGAGACUGUGGGAGCGCUCGUGUGAGAGAACCGAAGGGUGGCGUGAAUUUCCGGAUUAACGUUUGCCCCCAACAAAUGCCAAACACGCAGUAAUUGUGUUAUUUGAUUCCGACAACUGCAUGUGAUCAAUUGAUUCUCUCUCUUCAGAAACAUUCUAAAGUACUGAACCGCUCUACCACCACCACCAUGCUACCGCAACAGUAUUGCCUCCGGUGGAAGUACCACCACAGCAACCUGCAGACCAUGUUCUCACAGCUGCUCGAUCGGGGCUGCUUCUGCGACGUGACGCUGGCCUGCGAAGGCCAGACGAUCCGUGCUCACCGGGUGGUGCUGUGCGCCUGCAGUACCUACUUCGACCAGCUGCUGACCAACUGCAGCAGCAGCGAGAAGGACCCGAUCAUCAUCAUGCGGGAUGCUCGCUUCGAGGACAUCAAGUGUCUGAUCGAGUUCAUGUACAAGGGCGAAAUCAACGUGGAGCACGGAUCGUUGGCGUCGCUGCUCAAGACGGCGGAAGAGCUCCGCAUCAAGGGUCUGGCGGAGGUGUCCUGGCGGGACGAAGAGAAUGGCAACACCGGCGGCAGUGAAUCCAGUGGGAAUAACAACAACAACAACAAUAAUAAUAGCAUCAGCGCCAAGAAUAGCAACGCUGGCGCGCCUGGCGGCGGCAGCAACAACAACAGUAUUAAGAUUGUGGAGACAAAGAAGCUAAUGGCGACGCAGCAUCACUCGGUCGGAGGGUCUUCACUGACGCCGCUGACGGUGAGCAGUUUGGAGAGUCGGAUUUCCGAUUCGCCCAAUCUGCCGCUGCUGACGCCGCUGGCGGCCGGAUCUCCCCGGAAUCCCGCCAACAACUGUGCCUCCCCGAUCAACUACUUCAGCAACAAGAAAAAGCGCGGUCGACCUCCGCUGGACGAAGAGUACGACACCUUCCAGCAGAUUCCUAAAAUCUCGCACGUUGAGGGAGGCGCCGGUAGCUCCACCCCAUUCACCUCCAGCUCCCAGCUGGUGGCCGUCAUGAUGGACGACAGCUCGAACGAUCAGCGAGAGGACCAGCGGCAUCAGCAGCCAUCGAUGUCCGCCGCCGCCGCGUCCUAUCUCGAGCAACAGAGUCGUACGGUUCCCCCGGAGGCCCUCCACGAGAUGGAGUUCGACGAGGACAGCCACCUUCCCCGCCGACUUAUGCCGAAACUUGAACGACCGGACACUCCGCAGGAGUACAUGGUCACCAUGGGGGCGAAGUUCGAAUACGAUGAGCAAUCGCCGCCCAGCCCGAACGAUCACACCAAUUCGGUCUUUCUUACCCCCGCCGAGCAGGAAGAGUGGAAGGAUGUGAUCAAAAUGAACGACUAUCUGACCAAGGGAAGGCGGCCGCAGUUCUGGGAGGAACCGUUCACCAAGCGGGUCAUGGAUGGCAUCAAGAACAAGACACUGGAGAUGAAGAAGGCAGCCAAGCUGCUCGGAGUUUCCUAUGGUACCCUCUACGGGCGCUAUCGGGAGACGUACGGAUGUCUGAAGCAUCCGUAUCGGGGACCUUUUAUGGCCGCAUCCCGGAUCAACAACAUGUGGCCUGCGGUGAACGAUACCAGCGUGACGUCAACCACCGACAUCAUCGGUAUGCUGCAGCGGGGCAUUAUCAGUUUGCCGCGGGCCGCCGAACUGAUGCACACGACCCCAUCGACCAUCAGCAGCUACCUGGAGCAACUCCAGGAAGCGGCAGCGUCCCAACCCGACCCUGAACACCUGGCAGCAGCGCUGGCAACGAGCAGCAGCAAUGUUGCCACCAACUCCGAUGACGACCGAUCCCACCAGCAAUCGCUUUCGCUAAUGUCCUCCGCCCAGAUGGAGCAGCAGCAACAGCAGUUGCGGAUCAAACCAGAGAUCAGCAUAUCGACGCUGAAGAAGAGCUCACAAAGUUCCUCCGCCCCGGCCAGCAGCAGCAGUAACAGCAACAGCCUAGCCAGUGCGCUCAGUGCUCUCCCGUCCACCUCCGCUGCGGCCAACACCUAAACGCGCCGCAGUUACGCCGCGUCAAUACACAGUUUGCUAUAAAGGAAAGUAUAUCCGAGACACCGCACCCGCGACGCAUGCCAUAAAAGUAUAUUUUUCGUAGCAAAUUGAUAGUUCAAAUGCGUGCGAUGGUUCAAAACAGUGAGAGAGAGAGAGAGAGGGAGCGAGAUAAGGGGGAACGUUAAAUGUGAUUUUGUUUUUAUUUUCCCAUUAGUUAGUAAGUCCCACUUAGCAAAAAACAAGAUAAUUUCAUUCUAAAUGGAAUUAAACCGGAGUAAAUCCGUACUUUCGCGUAUAGCGCCGCACACACCUUGUCAAUCUUGUUGACACAGAUCCAUACUAGCAUUAGGAAUAGAGAAGUGCUGGGCAAAAAUGCGGAGGGGGGAAAGUUCGCAUUGGACUAAAAAUCUUGCAACACUGUAUUCAAGAUACAUUUCUCGCUUAACUUUUGAACAGGUCCUAUGUAACAAAAGUAAACAAAUCGAGUUAAUGAAUGCACGCUAUUAGUUUUCAAUCAUUGAAUGCAUUACAAAAACAAUCGUUCAUGUAUCUACCUUCUUCAUCUUUUUAUCGCCGAUACAAAAAAUAUCCAAUGUGCAGAUUCGUAUUUUAAGCACUCGGCUGUUACUUCGGACGCCACUUUCCUCCGACGCUCGGAACGUCUGAAGUAGCAAAGCAGUCAAAACAACACGAUGUCGUACUUCGGUCGUUUUGAGUUUUUGUUUCUUACGGGCGUUGUUAGCGAUUUCAGUGUAAUUCAACGAGUGAUAAUAACAAUAAUCUGUCUUUAGAACGAAAUGCUGAUAUUUGGAUUGCUGUUUAGUAGUUAGUUUCAGAUUCUCAUCGUGCAACGUAGUAUGUCCAAUGUGCAAACGCGGCAGUCAAAACGUCCAAUGUAACAUUUUUCAUUCCUAGGCUUCAAAUUUAAGCUCAAAUCACGGAACAACAGUUACGUUUCGUUUUUCAGAGUUAUUCUUGACUGCUAGUGGAGAAAGUAGUGAUAGAGAUCGAUACCUUUCAAGACAAUUCGCGGAUUAAUGUUCGGGUCUUCAACUUCGUUUUUCUCGAGUUGAUGAAAAUGUUACAUUGGACCUUUUCAAAAGUUACGCGAGAUUUCAUAACAGCGACGGAAUGUUUUAAGGUGCGAAGUGUUUUGCGUUAUUUUGAUCUAAUUUAUUCAAUUUUCGGAAUAUCUGAAAAAAAAAAUUUAAAAUAACUAACCGAAUGGUUUCCUUCAUUCUAUAGUAGUUCAUAAUGUGUAUUCGUUUUUGUGAAAAACUUCAAGUUUUUUUUAGAAAUAUGAUUACUUGAAAAAUUGCUUGUGGGGCAAAAGCUUGCACUGUUUUGCCGUUAAAAGUAUCUACCGUUCUGAAUCAUAUUUCGGAAACACAAACGAUAUGUUCGACCGAAUUGCGGAUCUCGCACAGAUCGCAAAUAGGAUGACAGGGGAUCCUGUUGAAGUUAUGUGAUAUGUUGCAGUGGCCGGUCCCUAGCCUGGACAGGAUUCGCUACUCCCUCUGCGAGAUAAUCCUGAGGCCUGAAAUAAUCCGCAGUACAUUGCUGUAAAUCGAAGAUAGAGCUUUUAGGAGCCAGGUACGGGAAUUCGAGAUCGUAGGUGAGGUGGCUGUUAAUCUUUCGAUUUCUACUCCGUUGAAAUUUGAAGAGGGUUUUCAAAAAGGUUAAACCGAGUGGCCAGUCGACCUCCUCUUCCAGGAUUUUCAACGUUCUAUGCUGGAAGAUGCGGUCGUUGUAAGUUUUGACUCCCGAAUUGCACCCUUAGUGUUUAUGACUGCAGAUCACCAUGGACAUGGCCACUAGACGGAAACCUUAUUCGACAACCCAUUUACAGAUAGCAUUGAUGACUGUAUGGAUCUUGAUGCGUGAUGCCACAUGCGUUUUUCUCAUUACUACCAGAAGGAUGUCCGCAGUUUCUACGUGGAUGCGCCUGGAACUGGUGUACUCAGCUUUUACCUCGAUGGACCGGUUCAUCGCGAGGUAUUUCACCAAUCUACCCCCCAAUCUGCCAAUGCCUUCAGAACUAGUUGAAUCCAGUUUCGGUUGUACCUCUUCUCCAGAUUCAUUUAGCAGCAUUUUAGCAGCUUCAAGGUAUGUUUGGAGUCGUUAUCUUACUGGAAAAGCCAUUUGAGAGACAUAUUUUCCUCUGCGUAAGAGAGCACUACCUCCUCCAUAGUUGCAUUGUAAUCGACAGCAUUCAUUGUGUUCCUAAUUUGGAAUAUGGCACCCACACCAUACCAGGAAAAACAACCCCAAACCAUGAUAUUACCACCAUCAUGUUUCACAGUUUCCUUCGUGGAGCGAGGGUGAAAUUCUUUUCCAGCAGGUCGCCGAACAUUUCGUUGGGAAUCCGAACCAAACAAAUUUGACUCAGUUUCGUCACUCCACAAAAUGUUCCGUCACUUUUCGUGCCUUCUGCUCCUUGUCAGGUACGUUGUAUUGAAGCAAACUGUUUCCUAAUCUGCAAAUUCUUCAUUCUCAAUAGUGGCAUUUUCCUAGUAAUUCGCCCGGGUAGACUCGUUUCUUCCAAUCGUUGACGAAGUGUUCUAGCACUUACGAUGUUGUCAGUUUGGAAGCAAAUUGUUCUAGACGACACAAAUGGAUCAGCUUUCGCCGGAAGUACUAUACGAUGGUCCGUAAUUUUUUGCUGGCUCAAGGCAUUGGUGACGAAAAUUUCCAGCCUGAGGGCAUCCGUAUACUAGCACAUAGGAUUUGACAGCGUCAAACAUGUCCGGGUCGAAAAUGCAAUUUGCGACCACUGUCACUCGCGAGAACUGCCAAACUCUCAAGCUGGUGUAAAACAAGGCACUUAACAUACUACCAGGUGGGUCAAAACGUGAAGUGGUUUUCUGCAGCCAUUUAAAAAAUACACAAAAGUAAAUUAAGACGAUUGAGCACAAUUUGUGGAAUAUACUGAUACUUUAUGAAAUACUCAUUGCUAUAUUCAUUAUAUUCAUUACGUUUUACGCUGCAAGCGUUUCAUUUAUUGUCUUUGCGUUGAAGGCACCAUAAUGAUUUGCGCCAUUUGGAAAACGAAAUUAAGGACGAAAUUAACACACUUCUAGAACAAAAAAUAAUGAACUAAUGAAUGAAAAACAACUCUAUUCAAUAGAACGUUUUAUUCGGCAAACGCUUCAUUUUUUCCGCACGCAAAACGCAAAUUUUCGAAUAAAGCAUGAGCAGCAGCUAAAUACAACUGAAAUUAUUGAAAUAAUGCAGAAUUCAUUCAAACCCUUUUAUUUCACUUAAAUUCUUUCAAUUUCUUAAGUUGGUUUACAUUAUAAUAUAAUACUACAUUUCAAGUGAUCAACCUAGGGUUCUACGUUUUAUAUUAUCAUUCAGACCCUUGUGAUCAUCAUGAUCAUUACAUUUCACAUAAAUUUUUUUUUCAAAAAACAAUUCUUUUUUUAGUUAGCGAAUGGGCGCACCUUGUUCCAUAGAUUUGCCUUGAGUUCGCCGAGUAAUUUGAUAGGUUUGGCAAUGACAGCUAAAUUUGUAGCACAUCUUGACUCGCGGAUCAUAUCCCCUUGCCCGGGGCUUGAAAAUUUCAGAUCGUCCUAGCAUUUCAACGAUGGUUUUAUAUGUUUCACUCUCAUCACGAAGUUUUCUCACCACGUCUUUUUCUUCAGAAGUACUGUGGCGAUUUCUGCCCAUUCUAGUUGUUCUGACGGUGAAAUUAGAAAUUAUUUACGUUGAAAAUGAAAAACCUAUAGCUGCAAGAUUAUUCAAUCCUACUGGUUACACAAGAUCAAUUGAAACCCAACUAGAAUCAAACACACACCUUACGGUGAUUAAAAUGGCAUCAAUUCACUUGGCACCAUCAAAUGAAAUGCCACACGCACAGCGACAAAAUCAAGCGGAUGAAUGUUUGAAGGUACGGCGCAAACGUGAUGACCGCUGUGGUAGUGAAAGCUUGAGUGUUGCACACAUUGAACGGUGUGUCGUCACACACCUACUUUAUUGACCAACAGUGUAUGUAUAUAUUUACUAUUUGGUAAGCAAACUUAACCCUAUUUGAUUUUAUUUCAAAAAUUAUUGGGUGACAACAGCUAGGUGCGCAUCUUUGCCCCGCACUACUCUAUAUUUUAUUUUUUGGUUCUCGUACUCUUACUCCGCUUAACUUAUGAAUAGGUUAGUUUAGGGAAAAGGUGCUUUCUUCAUACGGUUUUAUUUUCUUUCAUUGCUAAGCUGCCAUCCGUGUGGAAGAAUGGAUGGCGACGAUGCCAUCUCGUUAGGGUUAAGGCCUAGAACAAAAAAAGUGUGUGCCAUUCCUGGGGUUACUUCCCACACACACACACACACACACACAUACACACACAAAAAACUAAACUAGUAGAAGCUUUUUUGAGUAGCCAAAUUAGAUAUGUCAGAGAGUUUUAUUUUUCGUUGAUAUCGUUUUUAAUUUUAUUAGGAAAACAAUGGUUUUUUUAGUUGGAGGUAGGACAAGCGACUGAUCGAUCUGUGAGAAGGGUGAUCUAGAGGACAAGAUUUUUUCUUGUACACAUUCCUGUAAUUCUUAUGCGUGUGGAACCAAACUGACCGACGGGACAAAAAAUAAUCAAAAUUGUACAUAAACCGACACACUCAAUCAUGCAUUCCAGGGCAGUAGUAAUCGAAAUCGAUCGAUCAUUGAAAUUUCAAUUCUUUCCCGAGGGCGGGGUUAGUCCGUAAGUUGUAAAUUAUUCUAUGGAAUUGCCAAGUUCACUUCACUUUCGGUGUACAACGCUCGCGCGUAAAUCAAUAACUGUUGUUCAAUAAAAGACAAACCUUAAAGACAGAAAAAUCAGAAAUUAAAUGGUAUUCUUAUUUUUUUACGUAAGUAAAGAGUAAAUAGUUUUAGGGAACAACAAAAACGAACAAAAAGGAAAGCCGUAAGAUUCUUCAUCUCACUGUAUCAAAUCAAUCAGAGCUCCUGUUUGCGUUUGUAAAUUAUUCAAAUAGAAAUAUGUGCAAUCACUAUUAUUACAACUAGCGAACAAUUAUUCACAGUUAUUCGAUAGAAACAUGGAAGGAAGGGACAACAAACACAAGCAAAGCAUGAUAACCCGAACAAAUAUUUAUUCGUAGGAAAUUUAUCCGAGAAAGACAGUUUGCAAGCAGCCAGAGUAAGAUCAAGUUAGCGAUUAAUGACGAUUAUUUAAGACAGAGAAAGAGAGCAAAUGUGCCUAUAUGGUUUCCGUAAAAACUACAAAUAACUGAAAAAAAUAAGGAGGAGAAGAGAGGAGAGUGAAGAAAACUUCUAUCGGAAACUCAUUUUUUGUGUGGUUAAAACAGAAAACCGUAACGUAAAAAUGUUGUAUGUAUGAGUAAACAUAGAAUCAGGCGGAGAGUGAAACACACCUAUUUGCGUAAGUGUCGAUAAUGUGGAGGUGAAUAAACAAAACUGUGGUGAUUUGAAGCCGUGAAGCUU
Toxorhynchites rutilus septentrionalis is the source of this 8327-nucleotide messenger RNA. RefSeq lists its product as uncharacterized. Gene Ontology annotation, molecular function: protein binding. Gene Ontology annotation, biological process: regulation of transcription by RNA polymerase II. The transcript has 6 exons. Gene Ontology annotation, cellular component: nucleus. The record is from RefSeq and is a predicted model, not a curated record. Bases 1082 to 2902 code for a protein of 606 amino acids. NCBI's taxonomy places the organism in Eukaryota, Metazoa, Arthropoda, Insecta, Diptera, Culicidae.